AUGUACGGUCCUGGUCUUAUUACGCAAAAUGAGGUUCCCAUAGAGAAUUACAACGUUUCCAACACUUCACUUCAUGCAGUGACUCUACACGCCACGGAGAUUGGACCACACGAGCACACGAAUAGCGUUAACAGGAGUUACUCGGACUUGAAUAGCUUGCAGUUUCUCCUAUACGCUGCAGUUUUCUGUUGGAUACGGACAGCACUACAGCAACCUCUUAAUCUUGCCUUGGCUCGUCAACAAACAUGCCCCAUCGCUGGAUCUAUGACGACAAUGCAAAUUGUGCGACAUGUGUACGGCGCCGAAGGAGGGAUGCGUGGCCUGAUGCAAGGAAUGUUUGCUCUAACAUUAGGCUGUGCCCUCAGCGAGGCGCUUUAUCUUUGGCUCUUUGAAUACAGUCGAGAACGACUUCCUAUGAAGUCUGAAGCAACACGGGAUGCGGUGUCGGGAUACGUAUCCGACGCCGUCUGUCGAUUGAUACAUCUUCCACUUAGUAUUGUCGCAUUGCGGCAGAUGACGGCAAAUAAGAUGAUGGUUGGCGGCACAUAUAAGACAAGUGGUAUUUUCCGUACAAUUGUGUUAAUGUACCGUGAGAACGGAAUGCGCACUGUUUUUGCAGGCUACGGCACAACGUUGUUGGUUGGGUGUCAGUGGACAGCGGUGUGGUGGGCCAUGUAUGGAUACACCAAAGGCUGGUUGUACGAGGCUGCCGAUGGAUUUUUAGAGGUGGAUAAUCAAGACAACUUGAACUUAUCCGCAUCAUCGUUCUCCUCAUGGAAACACUGGUUGCUGGCGAAGGACGAUAACAUUGUACUGAACUCCGUGUCAUCGCUUGUUACAAGCGCUAGCACGGCAGUCUUAUUUAAUCCGUACUUGGUCGUACGAGCAAACUUGCAAGUGAAGCCAAAAGCCCGACUGUGGGGUGUAGUGCGUGAUGUUUACCGGACCCAAGGUAUGCGGGGAUUUUACGUUGGACUCGCUCUUAACAUCGGAACGUGUCUUAUAGACGGCGUAUUGGCGUCCACUUCGUAUGAAUACGCGAAGCUGUGGGCCGAUAAGAGCCACCACCGCCAAAAUCACAGCGAAUGA
Molecule: messenger RNA, 1089 nt
Organism: Trypanosoma cruzi
Lineage: Eukaryota; Euglenozoa; Kinetoplastea; Trypanosomatida; Trypanosomatidae
Product: carrier protein, putative
Exons: 1
Coding region: 1-1089 (362 amino acids)
Source: RefSeq, a predicted model, not a curated record